UCAAUCCGUGACGUGUGGUUUGCGUACCCGUGAUUCGUGGUAGUUUUUUUCUGUGCAUUCAGAAGCAAUAAAAAGCAUUGUGAAAUCAAAAUCGAUUCACUGUUUGGUGAUUGUUAAAUUCAUGGCUCUUGGCCAGAUGGAUCAAUUGUAAAAUUUGUGUGCUUUGUCCUGUAUAGCAGAGAAGUGGAUUCUCAAAGAGGAGUGGUGCAGAUAAGUAAAAAGGUUAUACCACUCCGCAACUUGUUUAAGUGUGAGAUACGGGAGCAGAUAGCUGCGCCAUACUGUGUAAUUGUGUGUUACUUGCCUCCACGAAUGACGGAUGCUGUCUGUAAAUGUGGUAUUCGAAGUAGUAAAUCAGUUACCGUACCAGUCCAGCUGUUGGAUGGAAAUUUAAUUUCCAUUGAAUACUUCAAAUAGAAAAAAAGUCAGAUCUUGGAGUACGAAUUUAUGCAGAUUUAGCUUUGAAAGUAGAAUCAACGCAUUAAAAAGUACAUCGUUUAUACUUACACCAGCUACAGAGAGCAAACUGUGCAAAUGUACCUAGCUCUCAUUCAGUGUAGUUACCUUUGAUUCUCCCUCCUCGAAUCCGGAGCAAGGUGUCUGCUGCACAAAAAGUAUUUUUCAGUUUCGAAAGUGUGAUGUGUGCAAAUAAGGAAAAGUAGUGAUCAAGAGUUCUGAACUACAAAUGUGAACGGAAAUUGUAACUAAACAGUGUUGAUUGGUUUUUAUGUCGAAGAACUAAACCAUUUUAGAAAUCCCUUAGUGUGCUCUACAAUGCUGUGUUUGAACAACUUAUACUAAAUAAGUCACCCAUUUAAUUACUGCAGAUUCCCGAGCAGCCAAUGCAAAGUUGUUGGCCAGUCGAAGAAUAUUGAAGAAACUCUUGGCUCUGGAUGAAAGAAAAUCCGAGUGAGAAAAGUCUUGUCUUGAACCGGAGCAGACUAGUUGUGUCCGUGUCGACAACGGCGGCAGCGAUUGCAAAGACUGCACACAAAUACAUUCACAGCUAGAGGCCAUUCGCACUUUUCGGUGUUUGACAUCAACUUGUUCAGUUUGCAACGUGAGUUAUACUAGCUUUACGCGUCUCUGGUGACGUCUAAAUUAAGAAGAUAUAUCGCGCUCUCGAGAACUGUAUGUCAGCACGCGUAGCGCUUGCUGCCUCUUCUAGUGCCACCGAGGCGAUUUUCCCGAUUUCAUACGCACAAGUUGUUCGGAGGUACCUGCAAACUGUCGGUGGCCCUGGUGGUCAUCGAAUUCGGAUAGAGCAAUUCCUAUAGCUUUGACAACGACCAGUUUGACUUUGUAGGUUGUAAAACCACCGACGAAACGGCUCAUACUGUGGUGCGUGCGAAACCAAACGUAAUUUACAGACAAGUGCGAAACUAACUGGCCUAGCAAUGAUAUUACUUGAAGGGUAGGGUAAGACAAGCAAUCCGCUAAUUCGGCGAAGUGAAUGAUUGUGAUAGCAAUCGAUAGUUUUGAUCUGUGUUUCAAAGAAUAAAAUGUUACAGAAAUUGUGUCUGCUCAUGAAAAGAAAUCUCAUUUUCGGAAUGUUUCCUGUUCGCGAGUGAAUGAGGUUAUCUGGUUUACGCAAUUUCUACACCAGCUGUUCGUAUAGUGAAUAUAAGGCUAAUUUCGAUAUUUGCCGAUGAGCGCUUAAUUAAACACACGUGCGUUUUGCAACUUGGUAGUGAUUUUGCGCCAAGCUAGAGGGCAGUAUACGGAGGAAUACCAAGAAGGCAAAUGUUUACUGAUUCCAUCAUCGAGUGGAGAUAAUCGUUCGCAGAUUAGAGCAAAUCAGACGCCACAGUCGAAGAAGUGGCAUCUGGAAGUUGGAAUUUUCAUGCCGCUGGCCAAAGUCUGAAGCUGACAACUUUCCUUGCCCCGCAUGUUCCUCUGUACAUACGCGCAACGGAGUUCCUAAACAAUCCGCACUGAUACGGCUUCCUCACAAUAUACGGAUAGCCGUUUCAGUGAGAGAAUAAUCGAAUCGCGGACUUGAAGACAAGGAGAAGAGCGACGCUGAGUCAAAGUGCGGCUGGAAUUUUUCGUGGGCGAAAUUUUAUCAACAAAAGGCCGCCAACCUGGAACUCAUGGAAUUAGAGAAUAUCGUGGCCAAUACGGUCUACCUGAAGGCGCGCGAAGGCGGAUCAGAUAGUAAUAAGGGCAAAAGCAAAAAAUGGCGCAAAAUUCUGCAGUUUCCACACAUAUCGCAAUGCAUAGAUCUCAAAAACAAAAUAGAUGUAAGUUACGGUUACGUAGUUGAUCAGCAGCCCAUUGGACGCGAGUUGUUCUACCAUUUUUGCAAAGUCAAACGACCACAGUAUUUCCGGUAUCUCUCGUUCCUGGAUGACGCCUCCAAGUAUGAAAUCGCAGCCGACGAGAAUCGCAUCGACCUCGCGUAUGAAGUGGUCAAACGAUAUCUGGGCCUGUGCGUCGAUAGCAGCCAUGUGACUGAGGACAGCGGCGGCGGAGGCGGCGGUGACGGAGACGAUGGGAAAUGUGACGACGAUAGUGGUAUCGGUGGCGACACUAAGAAAAUCACCAACCACGACGAUCAAAUUGACAAAAAGAGCUUAACCGGAUCAAACUCGUUGGCCAAUCCCGCAAGCGUCAUCAGUAGCGCCACUAAUAAUAGUAGUAAUCAGAAUGCAACAGCCAAUAACGUUAUCAAGAAAGCUUACGCCGACAAUGAUUGCGUACUGGAUGUCCUGAAUGACGAUAUUGUAGCACAAGUGCGGAGUAAACUGUCAACUUGCAGCAAAGAAUUGUUUGAAGCAUCAAUAAGCGCCGUCAAAACAUUCCUAGAGGGAGAGCCUUUCCGAGAAUUCGAGGCAUCAAUGUAUUUUCACAGAUAUUUACAAUGGAAAUGGUUAGAAGCACAACCAGUUACUUACAAAACUUUUCGCAUGUACCGGGUCUUAGGAAAAGGCGGAUUCGGCGAGGUGUGCGCAUGUCAGGUACGUGCCACUGGGAAAAUGUAUGCGUGCAAGAAACUAGAAAAAAAGCGCAUCAAAAAGCGAAAAGGCGAGUCUAUGGUGCUUAUCGAGAAGCAAAUCCUUCAGAAAAUCAAUUCUCGAUUCGUAGUGAACCUAGCUUAUGCUUACGAAACUAAGGACGCGCUGUGUUUGGUGUUGACGAUUAUGAAUGGUGGCGAUCUUAAGUUCCAUAUCUAUAAUAUGGGUGGAGAUCCGGGUUUUGAAUUGAAUCGGGCUCGGUUCUAUGCUGCUGAAGUAGUUUGCGGGCUGGAAAAUCUCCAUCGAAUGGGGAUAGUAUACCGGGAUUGUAAACCGGAGAAUAUUCUUUUAGACGAUCACGGCCAUGUACGGAUAUCUGACUUGGGUCUAGCGGUAGAAAUUCCUGAGGGAGAAAUGGUUAGGGGGAGGGUAGGCACCGUAGGAUAUAUGGCUCCCGAAGUUAUUGACAAUGAGAAAUACGCCUUUUCGCCUGAUUGGUUUAGCUUCGGCUGCCUGCUGUAUGAGAUGAUCGAGGGACAAGCUCCGUUCCGAGCUCGCAAGGAGAAGGUUAAACGAGAAGAAGUUGAUCGAAGGGUCAAGGAAGACGCGGAAAAAUACUCACACAAAUUCAGCGAUGAUGCCAAAUCUCUGUGCCAACAACUACUAAUGAAGGCUGUUAAAAAUAGACUGGGCUGCCGAAGUGGGCGGCAAGGUGCUCGAGAAAUCAAACUGCAUUCAUUUUUCAACAGUAUUAACUGGAAACGGUUGGAGGCGGGUUUGGUAGAACCACCUUUUGUGCCCGAUCCUCAUGCUGUUUAUGCCAAAGACGUGCUCGAUAUUGAGCAAUUUUCAACGGUGAAGGGAGUAAACCUGGAUGCCACCGAUGAAAAUUUUUACUCGAAGUUUAACACCGGCUCUGUGUCUAUACCCUGGCAAAACGAGAUGAUUGAAACAGAGUGUUUUCGGGAGCUGAACGUGUUUGGACAGGACGAAUGUCCCACGCCAGAUUUGCUCAUCAAUGCACCGCCGGUUGUUGAAAAACCAGGUUGCUUUCCAUUUCGAAGAAAGAAAAAGCAAUCCGCCCGAGAGAAACCGGUUCCGUUUAACGAAAAGUUGCUUUCCUCUAGUCAAACUACUGUUACAAUCAGUCAAGCGCAGGACGAAAGCUGAUAGUACAGUGGUGCUAAUCCAUAGAAAAUAUCUGAACUGCAGGCACCCACAGCGAUAAUUCAAGCAACAGAAAAUAGCAUCUGCACAAACAAGGAAAAUAAUUAACACACACUAUUUUAAAACAGCGACAUUUUACAGCUAUAGUUGCGACAAGGAAACGUAUGGUAAAGUUUAUUCCAGGCGAAGUGACUGUAGAAAGCUGGUUUACAAAAGCACCCAGGAAGCUAAUUCAGAUUUAAUACCAACUCUGCAAUGAAUGAAUGCAAUCUGGAUCUUUCGGCAGCCUGAACCCGAAACAGAUGUAGUUUCUUUUCGUCUGGUGCAACGCAAACCUGUCGUUAAUAGACGAAGAGUGAAAUCUUGGAAUAAGAAAUUUUUAAAUGUUAUUUUUAAAUAAUCACUCACACGCAGCAAUUAUCAGUUAUUUAUUUUAACAAACAGUUAGAAUAUUUUGUUUUGUAUAUUUUUGUUUUAUAAGUAGUUAAAUAUUUUUUCUUCUCGAUAGAGUUUAGUAGUAUUUUCAAAAGGACGUGAUUUUAUUUGAUAAUUUAGCGGUAGUGAAAAAUUAAGAAGUGUACAUUGCUCCAAUGUACCCAUAAAUUUUAUGAAUAGUAGGCUUAAACUGAAACUUAUACAUGUUUUGCGCGAGAAACUAGAGAGAAACAAAGUUGAUUAAAAUUACAGUUUCUCAUCAGUGAAAAUUGGUGAGAAAUGUGAUAAUGAAUAAAGAUGUAGCUUAUUUUUUCCGAGCACAAAAGUGUAAUCAAGGGAAGGAUGACGUUUUUUAUAACAAUCUGUAAUCAAUAUUACUAUCUGUAUCUGUAUCGAGCUCAUAGACGUAAACAUUUAAAAACUACUUCAACUCGAAUAACAAAAAAAUCGUGCAAUGAUAGCAAGAAGUAAAAUAAGACACAAAACAUUGCACAACAUCAAUAACUUUAUACGCCAAAUCAUAUUGAGCGAAAAUUUAGUCAUACUCAUUGAAUAGAGAACCUUUUCCGCUAAAUGAAUAAGACAGACUUGAAGGCAUGCAUAUAAAUUUAAUUACACGUUUGUUCUCUACCGAAACAUAGAGGGUUUAAAAUGGCUGAGAACCAAUGAUAAUUGUCUAAAAACUACCUAGUUGAAAAUUGAGAAGUCACCCCUGAUCCUGUUUUUCCAUUAAUUGAUUUCGAAGCGAAACUUUUUAAUACUCUAUUUCACCACCACCUACGAGUUUGUUAAACGUUACGAUAACCGAUUUAUUUCAAAAGAACUUCUAUUUUUUCUGUAAUAUAUUGGCAUGUUUUAAUUUCUAAUUGGAAGAAUAGUGCACAUCAACCAAAAAUCGAAUGUAAUGCUAUUGAAAUUAUUUGAUUCUGUCCUAUUAUACAUUAUACACCAACAAGAUGGCUAAUGUCUGCAUUUACUCAUGCUGCACUUUUUUCAUUUUCAAGUACUUUGUUGUGUCUAAAUUAAAAUGUUAUAUGGUAGGUGAACGUAGGAAAUGUAGCUCAUAUUUGCAAGCCUUACUGUACGAAAUAUUGCCACUUUACUUUAGAUCCGGAUGAUCAGGCACAUGAGUAAUUCCGCGUUUAUCCUGGUUUUAGUCAUAAUACCAGAGAGUGCAGAAUUGUAGAACAUAUUGUUCUUAAUCGGUUAUAAUCUGUGCUUAGGUGGGCAUCUUGUACAAAAUUGCUUUUUUUAUCUGUUUGAUGAUUUGUUGUCAUUAAUUAGAAAACGGUUUUGAAAUAGGUUCUUAAGUGAUAUCAAUGUCGAUACUCGGUUUCACACUGAGAACUAUUUGCGUAUUGUUUUCGUAAUUGCUUCUCUAGCUUCUCUAGCUUAUUCGAUUAUGAGUAUUGUACCAUUUUAGGAAUCACAAAGAAUGUAUAAUGUGGUAGGUAUCCGCUUUGAAAAACCUGACAAUUUAAAAGAAAUCAGUUCCAUGUCGAUGAAUAAAAACAUACUAUUUGCUAAUACCCGGUUCUAAUGUAGACGAUCAUUGUAACAAGUUUAUAUGAUGCGGUUAACUAAAUGAUAUUGCCAGAUAAAAAAUUUUUCACAAAAUAAUCACAAAUUUUAGGCAAAACCGAGAUGAUUAGAAUGUGAACAUAAUGCGUGAUAAGAUGAGCCUGUCGUAUACCAAGAAUAUAAAACAAACUGUAUAUAAAGCACAAAUUAAAAAAAAUCGAGAUUAUGAGUUUCAACAACAAAGGCAGGAAACAGUGCUUACUUAAAUCCAACUGAUAAUCAUUAGCAUGCAAACAAGAAAACAAAUUUAACAUUAUUAGAUACAGGCAGUAAACAGUGCUAGAUGCCAUUUUAAAACCCAUGAAACAUACAUCAUCUGAUAUCGAACCUAAUCAUUAGCAAGAUAAUGUAGUGCUGAUCGCAGCAAAUUUACGACGAGAUGAGAAAAAUAAGCUCAAAUAUACAACAGACGUUCCCACAUGAAAACAAACACUCAAUUUUUUUGUAUAUUAACGAUUAAUGGUUUUGAGAAACUGAAGAGAGUUUUAUAUUGUAUCUGAAUAUACCUAGCUGCUAGUCUCCAUAGUUACAAAGAAAAAAAUAAAAUGUUUCAGACACCGUACUAGAAUGAAUAAAUAUUCCAAAGACAUGAACUCAUUCUCCAUAAACAACAGCCAUGAUUCCAAACAACUCUUAAUGGCAGGUAUUACUAUCACCAUUUGAAUAUAUGUUCAAAUAGAUGGAAUUCGCUUUCUAAUGCAAACAAACCGUGGAAGAGUUUUUUUUAAGAAUUAGAUAGAAUAAAAACUCUUAUCCGGUUAAAUUGCACAAUGGAGCUAUCCCUAAAACAAAUGUUUAAGAGUUGGUUUCAUUUCAUUUGUAAAAAAACUGAUAACGGAACAAAUCCAAUGUUCUCAAAACAACCUACACCGUUUCGACGAAAAGAAAUACAAUGCCAUAUUAUUCUGCCCACUUAUUCCCAAUCUCGAAGAAUAUUAUUGCCAAAUGAUAAAACGAAGUCAUUUCUGUCAAUCACAAUAGCCAAUUAAAAUGAAUCCUGGUAUCUAUAGGUUUCACCUGGAAAUUAGAAAGAAAGCUAAAAAUAACACAUGAUAACCAGCAAACAAUCAUAUAACCAUGGUGUAUCCAUGGAAAUUUCAUCUUUCGUUACUACUCGUGACUAUUCUUCAAAUGUAUCUAUAGUUAAGGUACAGUAGGGGAUACACUAAAGUUAUCUAUUAGCUGAACGUAAUUGGAUAUACUAACUUAUUGACUACGAACACAUUUUAAAUCUAACAAAAUUAAAUGGACGGAUUACUAGCAAGCGUACAUUUAAACAAAUGAUAUGUAUAUUAAAGUACCUAGUAAAAUGUAACGAAAAUAGUAAACCCAGAAAA
Wyeomyia smithii (pitcher-plant mosquito) is the source of this 7477-nucleotide messenger RNA. It is a transcript of the gene Gprk2, whose product is annotated as G protein-coupled receptor kinase 2. Gene Ontology annotation, biological process: signal transduction; regulation of signal transduction; protein phosphorylation. The transcript has 13 exons. Gene Ontology annotation, molecular function: ATP binding; G protein-coupled receptor kinase activity. The coding region runs from base 2094 to 4127 and encodes 677 amino acids. NCBI's taxonomy places the organism in Eukaryota, Metazoa, Arthropoda, Insecta, Diptera, Culicidae. Gene Ontology annotation, cellular component: cytoplasm. The record is from RefSeq and is a predicted model, not a curated record.